Molecule: messenger RNA, 368 nt
Organism: Zychaea mexicana
Lineage: Eukaryota; Fungi; Mucoromycota; Mucoromycetes; Mucorales; Lichtheimiaceae
Exons: 3
Coding region: 22-291 (89 amino acids)
Source: RefSeq, a predicted model, not a curated record
GCAGCUACUGCUGCGUUACAAAUGAGAGGAUUUGAUAGCACACACAUAUUCCUCUUUUGCUUUCCGGUGCGCUUUUCCGCAGUUGUUUGUUGCUUACUGUCAUUUUUCUUUCAUACACAUUUGUGUGAUGUGAUAUCUUAUCGAUUUCCUCUCCCCACAUCUCGUCAAGACGGGAAAAGUUAUCCAAGGUCUAAGAUGUAUUUUCCCAAAAUAUAUAGAUUGGAUUUACAAAAGUUUAUUCUAUGCAAAGAGCAAGGUGAAGAAAUCGAUUCCAGCUCGGCUGAAAAAUAAAGAACACCAAAACCUUGGCUUGUAUCCCGAGCUGGACGGCAGCAAGUACUUCAUGACGAUCAUUUAUAGUUUAGCAU